Messenger RNA from Diorhabda carinulata, 2366 nucleotides. RefSeq names its product heparanase-like. The transcript has a single exon. The record is from RefSeq and is a predicted model, not a curated record. Gene Ontology annotation, cellular component: extracellular matrix; membrane. Gene Ontology annotation, molecular function: hydrolase activity, acting on glycosyl bonds. Bases 258 to 1805 code for a protein of 515 amino acids. NCBI's taxonomy places the organism in Eukaryota, Metazoa, Arthropoda, Insecta, Coleoptera, Chrysomelidae.
UGUUCUGUGGUAGUCUUAAUAAUCAGUUGUUAUAUUGGGAUUAGAAGAUUCUAUGCAUCUGUUAACAUGGUUAAUUUAUUAUUUAUUUGUUUAGUUUAAUUAAUAACAGAAGUUUAACAAGUGCUGCUAUUUUAUGUGUAAUUCUUACUAUUAUUGUUAAAUGUCUAAUUAUUUGACUCGCUUGUCUAACCUAAUUUGAAACGAUGCCACAAAAAAGACAAUAAACAUUGGAGUAUAAAAAUAUAUAGAUAAUAAAUAUGUGCAACUACAAACACAUUAAUAUUUCAUGGAAAAGAUCAGAGGUGAUACAGUUUUGUUCAUUAAUUGUAGUGAUUUUAACAUUUAUAUAUGGAGUGUUUUAUUCAUUGCUUACAUUCAAUACAGAAGAUCAAGUACAAACUAUAUUCAUAUACAAUUCUAAGGCUGCAGAAUUUAAAACUAGCUCCAAUUUUUUAAGUAUAGCUCUAGAUGAUGCCGUAAUUGCAGAAAAUUUUAAACAUUUUGAUAUGACUAAUGAAAAAUUAAUCAAAAUGGUGAAACACUUAUCUCCGGCCUUUUUUCGUGUUGGUGGUAGUGGAGGAGACAAGAUGACAUUUUCUUUGAACAAUAAAACAAGUGAAAUGAUUGAAAAUGUACAUUCAGAAGAAGUAGUUGAUUGUGAGAACCCACCAAACAUUACCUUAAGUGCACAUAAUUGGUUGAAGCUAACAAACUUCUCAAAACAAACUUGUACUGAUUUAUUCUUCGGACUAAAUGCAUUGCAGAGAUUUCAGAAUGGUUCGUGGGACUAUAGAAAUGCUGAACUUAUGAUCCAAUUUUCAAAUGAGAAUAAGUUGAUAGUAAAUUGGGAAUUGGGCAAUGAACCAAAUUCGUUCAAACAUAAGUUCAAUCAAGAAGUAAAUGCCUCACAAUUGGCUGAAGAUUUCAAAACUCUCAGAUCGAUUUUGAAUAAGCAUGAGUACAAAGAAUCUUUAUUAGUGGGACCUGACGUUACAAGACCUCAAGAUAAUCACAAAGAAAGUGAAAUAUAUUUGGAAGAAUUUGUAAAAAAUAUCGGAAGUAGUAUAAAUAAAAUAACCUGGCACCAAUAUUAUUUGAACGGAAAAACAGCACAACCAAAAGAUUUUUUGGAUCCAGAUAUUUUUGAUUUAUUGAAAUAUCAGAUAAAUAAAGUUCGAGAAAUUACUAUAAAGAGUAACAGAUCUAUAUGGUUGGGAGAAACAUCAUCUGCCUAUGGAUCUGGAGCACCCAAUUUAUCAGAUACAUUUAUUGGAACCUUUAUAUGGCUAGAUAAAUUAGGUUUGGCCGCAAAAAUGGGUAUAGAAGUUGUGAUGAGACAAUCUAUUUUUAAAGGACACUAUGCUCUUCUAGAUGAAAAGUAUGAUCCUAAUCCUGAUUGGUGGAUUAGUUUGAUAUAUAAAAAGUUGGUUGGUGGUAAUGUUGUACCUUACUAUAGCAUUUCAAAUGAUAAAGUAAGACUGUAUGUGCAUUGCUUAAAAAAUGAAAAAAUAAAAUCUAUAGUUAUUUUUGGAAGUAAUGUGGAUAAAAUACCAGCAAAGGUUAGAAUAGAAGGAUUAUUGGUAAAUAAUAGUACUCCUUUGAAAUACAUUUAUGCUUUUCAAUUACAAUCAACAAAUUUAUUUUCAAAAGAAGUUUAUUUAAAUGGUAAAAUUUUGAGAAUGCUGCCUGGUUAUGAAUUACCAAAAAUUUUACCAAAAAGAGAAAGCAUCACCCCAUAUAUUAUAAUACCUCCUUAUUCACUUGUAUUUUGGGUCACACCAGAAAUAAAUAUAAAAGCAUGUUAAGUUGAGUUUUUAUAAUUACAAAUUCCAAUUUCAAAUAUUUUUAUAUAAUUAUAAAAAUAAAUCUUCAACUUUUUACUUUUUAGAUAUUUUCAAAUGUUUUUCUUAUACAUUGUUUUGAUUUUAGGUGUCUUUUGAUAGACAUUAGUUUUGAAAACACUAAUUUUCUUCAAAAGAGACUUAAAAUUAAAAUGAUUUAUUAAAAAAAAAUUGACAAUGUACAUAACAAGUUCUGAAAGUUAUAUUUUAUGAGUAUCCUGCGAGUCUUGUAAAUCACUUCUGGAGUGUCAAUAUUUUUUCUAUAUACUUAUUUUUUUUAAACCUCAUCUAUUAUAUAAUCUGUCCUUGAGAAGGACAAGGAUUUGGUAUGACUGUUUAACCUUUAACUACAUGUGCUUAAUAUUUUAACACAAGUACAUGCAUGGUUGAUUUUGUACACCACCAAAACAAUAAAUGAAAAUGAGUUAAAUAAGAACAAAUAUGUAUACUCUAAGUUUUAUUCAUCAAAACUUUUUAUAAAAACUAAUGAAAAAUCUUUGAAUAAAUAAUAAAAAAACUACAAAA